Molecule: messenger RNA, 1696 nt
Organism: Empidonax traillii (willow flycatcher)
Lineage: Eukaryota; Metazoa; Chordata; Aves; Passeriformes; Tyrannidae
Gene: STK11
Product: serine/threonine kinase 11
Exons: 10
Coding region: 116-1438 (440 amino acids)
Biological process (GO): glucose homeostasis; establishment of cell polarity; regulation of cell growth
Cellular component (GO): cytoplasm
Molecular function (GO): ATP binding; protein serine/threonine kinase activity; protein kinase activator activity
Source: RefSeq, a predicted model, not a curated record
UUUUUUUUUCUUUUCCCAAGAAGGAGUAAAAAGGGAGUGUUGGAAACUUAACAUUUAAACAGGAUUAAAGCCCUGAGCGCUUAAGGGGAAAACAGGUUAAGGAACUUAAUCCAGGAUGGAUCUGCAGGAGCCCCAGCAGCUGGGAAUGUUCGCGGAGGGCGAGCUGAUGUCGGUGGGGAUGGACACGUUCAUCCACCGCAUCGACUCCACCGAGGUCAUUUACCAGCCCCGGCGCAAGCGGGCCAAGCUCAUCGGCAAGUACCUCAUGGGAGACCUGCUGGGGGAGGGCUCCUACGGCAAAGUCAAGGAGAUGCUGGACUCGGAGACCCUGUGCAGGAGGGCUGUGAAGAUCCUGAAGAAGAAGAAGCUGCGCCGGAUCCCCAACGGGGAGGCCAACGUGAAAAAGGAAAUCCAGCUCCUGCGGCGAUUACGGCACAAAAACGUCAUCCAGCUGGUAGAUGUGUUGUACAACGAGGAGAAGCAGAAAAUGUAUAUGGUGAUGGAGUACUGUGUGUGUGGGAUGCAGGAGAUGCUGGACAGUGUCCCAGAAAAGAGGUUUCCAGUGUUUCAGGCUCACGGGUACUUUUGUCAGCUUAUAGAUGGCUUAGAAUACUUGCACAGCCAAGGGAUUGUCCACAAGGAUAUCAAACCGGGGAACCUCCUGCUAACAACCAACGGGACACUAAAAAUAUCCGAUUUAGGCGUAGCAGAGGCAUUGCAUCCGUUUGCGGAGGACGACACGUGCAGGACGAGCCAAGGGUCGCCAGCAUUCCAGCCCCCAGAAAUUGCCAACGGCCUUGACACCUUUUCAGGCUUUAAAGUCGACAUCUGGUCCGCGGGGGUGACGCUAUACAACAUCACAACGGGUCUGUACCCUUUUGAGGGGGAUAAUAUCUAUAAAUUAUUUGAAAACAUCGGGAAAGGUGACUACACAAUUCCAGAGGAUUGUGGUCCUCCACUCUCGGACCUACUGAGAGGGAUGCUGGAAUACGACCCAGCCAAGAGGUUCUCAAUACAGCAGAUAAGGCAGCACAACUGGUUUCGGAAGAAACACGCUCAGGCAGAGGCGCUGGUGCCGAUCCCGCCCAGCCCCGAGACGAAGGACCGGUGGAGGAGCAUGACGGCGGUGCCUUACCUGGAGGAUCUGCAUGGCUACAACGAGGAGGAGGACGAGGACUUGUAUGACAUUGAAGAUGAUAUCAUCUACACUCAGGACUUCACAGUACCAGGACAGGUGCCUGAGGAGGAGGCCGGGCAGAACGGGCAGAGCCGGGGCAGGGGGCUGCCCAAGGCCGUGUGCAUGAACGGGACGGAGCCGGGGCAGCUGAGCGCCAGGGCCAAGGGCGAGCGCCGCGCCAGCGCCUCCUCCAACCCCUCCCGCAAGGCCUGCUCUGCCAGCAGCAAGAUCCGCAAGCUCUCCACCUGCAAACAGCAGUGAGCUCUGCCCAGCAUCCCCGGGCCCGGGCCUGCGUCCCCCCUCCUCGCCCCAGCUCUGCCUCUCUCCUGGGACUGGACUGUGCUUGCGAUCCAAAAAGAAACCAGAGGAAACCAACCAAGGACCCCCUUCCCUCCCCGCGCCCCCCGCUCCGGCAGCGCCAAGACCCGAGGCCGUGGUGGCCGCACUCCCCGGAUGCCUGGACGUUGAACUUUGCAGCUGCCAGGACGCUGCCCCCCCCAAUCACUCUUUGCCAAUCAA